Molecule: messenger RNA, 3167 nt
Organism: Aphidius gifuensis
Lineage: Eukaryota; Metazoa; Arthropoda; Insecta; Hymenoptera; Braconidae
Gene: app
Product: palmitoyltransferase ZDHHC9-like
Exons: 10
Coding region: 783-2255 (490 amino acids)
Biological process (GO): protein targeting to membrane; peptidyl-L-cysteine S-palmitoylation
Cellular component (GO): Golgi apparatus; endoplasmic reticulum
Molecular function (GO): protein-cysteine S-palmitoyltransferase activity
Source: RefSeq, a predicted model, not a curated record
ACAUCAGUUGUUAAUAAAUUAUAUUAUUAAAAAAAAAAAAAAGUGUGUAAAUAAUAAUAAUUUAUUAUUGUCAAUUGUCAUCAAAACUCAUCAAUAAUCAAGUUGUCGUUUUAUCUAUUCAAUAAAUUUAUUUUUAUCAACAAAGUGUGUGUACGCAUUUAGUUUAAUUUUAUGUUUUUUUAUUAUUAAAUUUUUUGAAAAGUUCAUUCACAUGGUGGUGCUUUUAACAUUAUAAAUAUUAAAUACCUGUAAAUACCCAACUCAAUAGAUUUUUUAAAUUAUUUAGAUAAUAGAAAGAAAAAUCAUUAAAAUAAAAUAACAAAACAAAAAUUACAUAAAGUUGAGUUGAAUAAAUAUGGUAUUGUUGUUGUUGUUGUCUUUACAUUCUACAGGUAUCUAUAAAGAGUUGUUUUGAUGCUUGUGUCAUUCGAAAUUUUAAAUAAAUUAACUGAUGAUGUUGGUGGUGAGGAUGAUGAUGCUGAUGAUGAUGAUGAUGAUGAUUGUGGAGUGUCGACAAUGUGAAAAAUUUGAUACUCAACAAAUAACACAAAAAUAUGUAUCAAAUUAAUAAUCAUAUUAAUAAUAAAAUAAUAACUUGGCAUGUGAGCUAGCCAAGUUUUUAAAAUAAAAUAAAAUAAAACAAAUAAAUAUUAAUCCAUUUAGUUGAAAAAGUUAUCAACAAGAUAAUUAAAUAACAAUUAAUAAAAAUAAUUUGACUGAGAUAAUAAGCACAAUAUUUUUAACAAGUUAACAAGUUUAAAAAUAAAUAAAUUUUAAUAAAAAUGCCACACGUGACGAGAAAAUGGGAAUUAUUUCCUGGAAGAAAUAGAUUUUGUUUUGAUGGAAGAAUAAUGAUGGCACCACAUACAGGUGUUUUUUAUGUAACUGUUGGUUUAAUUGUUGGAACAAGUACUUUAUUUUUUAUUUGCGAUGGUUUAUAUUUGGGUCCAAAAAUAUCAUAUGCAAUACCAAUUAUUGGUGGACUUCUUUUUAUAUUUGUCAUGUCAGCAUUAUUUAGAACGAGUUUUAGUGAUCCUGGUGUUAUACCAAGAGCAACACCAGACGAAGCUGCCUACAUUGAAAAACAAAUUGAAGUACCAAAUGAUGGCAGUUCACCUACACACAGACCACCACCAAGAACUAAAGAAAUAACAGUACGUGGACAAUCUGUUAAAAUUAAAUAUUGUUUUACAUGUAAAAUAUUUAGACCACCAAGAGCAUCACACUGUAGUCUUUGUGAUAAUUGUGUUGAUGGUUUUGAUCAUCAUUGCCCAUGGGUUGGUAAUUGUGUUGGUCGAAGAAAUUAUAGAUAUUUUUAUGCAUUUAUUGUAUCUUUGGCAUUUUUAUGUGUAUAUAUAUUUGCCUGUUCAUUGACACAUUUAAUUAUGCUUUCGGAAAACACAGAUCCAUUUUUGGUUGCUGUUAAAAAAUCACCAGGAAGUGUUGUCGUUGGAAUUAUUUGUUUUUUCUCAAUUUGGAGUAUAUUAGGCCUUGCUGGUUUUCACACUUAUCUUACAGCGAGCAAUCAAACAACAAAUGAAGAUAUAAAAGGUUCAUUUUCAAGUAAAAGAGAAGGUUUAAAUCCAUACAGUCAAGGAAAUAUUUGUGAAAAUUGUUUUUACGUAUUAUGUGGACCAGCACCACCAAGUUUAAUUGAUCGUAGAGGUAUUGUAACACCAGAUUAUCGAGCCGAACAAGAAAGAAGUGCUGAUGAAUAUGUCAUUGCAAAUAAUAAAGCAUAUGGUAGUGUUAAAGUCAAUCAACCACAAUCAAAUGGAUUUGAAUUACCACCAUCAUUACCACCAAUAAGACCAUCAUCACAAGGUGACAACAACGAUUUAAUGGGCUCAAUGAAUAAUCUUGUAUCUGGUCAACGUUCACCACAACAUAUUGAAUCCAUAAACGGCAGUACAACAAAUAGCGUGAGUCAAUUGGUAUCAAAUGAAAUGCAAAUGGCUUCAUUUUAUAUACCACCAAUAGACAUUGAUGAAAUAGCACCAUUGACACAAAAACAAUCAUUAAAUUUACCAAGUGGUUCUGGUUCCACUUUGGCUGCUGCUGCUUCUGCUUCUGCAAAUAUUUUGGAUAAUAAAUUAUCUCAAGUUGCUGUAACAACACCACUAUCAGCAUCGAGACUCAGAUUGCUCCAAGACACAACAAUGAUUGAGUCAGCAUUGGAUCUUGAUUCACUUGAAGAAUCAUCCAGUGUUGGACGUAGUGUCAGUGGUAUUAAUCAUACGGUUAGAAUUUUUUAAAAUAAUAAUAAUAAUAAUAAUAAUUUUAAAUAAUUGUGGGAACAAAUUGAAAUAGAGCAAAUAGAAUUAUUAUUAUUAUUAUUAUUAUUAUUAUAGCCCUCGAUAUCAAUUUUUAAUUUUUUUUUUUAAAUUAAUUUUUAAUAGACAAAAAAAAGAAAAUAAUUAUUAAUGUCAUCAUUUAGAAUAAUAAUUAUUAAAUUAAAUAAUUUUUAACGAAAAUUCAUACGUAGUUCAAUUUAAACUCGACGCAUUUAUUUUAUUUAAUUUUAUUUAAUUUUAUUUAAUUUUGUAGAUAUACUUAUACUUAUAUAAUUUUAAAUUAUAAAUUUUCUUCGUGCCUUAUUAUUUGUUUUAAAUUUGAGCUGCCAAAAACAAAGAAAAUAAAUAAAUUAAUUAAAAUAAUAAAUAAUAAAUUGAGCCGGCACGUAGUGAGAAUAUAAUAAUAACAACAUUAAUUUUAAUUUUUAUUAUUAUUAUUAUUAUAUAUAUAGAAAUAAAAGAAAAGUCACACACACACAACUACACAACCACAUUUGUAUUAAUUAACAGAUGAAAAUUAAUAAAUUUGUUAAUCUUAUACUCAUCACUUGAAUUAAUAAUUUUUUAUAAUAUCGUGCGCACAAUUGAAUUAGUUUUUUAUUUGUUUAAUAAUAAUAAAUAAAUAAAUCAUUAUGAUAAUUUACGAGUUGAAUUUAAUGUACAGUGUUGUUGCUACUGCUACUGCUGUUGUUGUUGUUGUUGUUGGCUAAAGAAUGAAAUAUAAUAUUUAUGUAAAUAGUUUCCAUGACGUUUUAAUAAUUGUCAAAUUGUAAGGACUAAGGACCAGGUUGUAAUGACGAAGAUUGUUGAAUAAUAAUGCAAUAAAUAUGCAUUUGUUUUACAAAAAUAAUAAAUAUAUAUAUAUAAUAUUAA